This is a messenger RNA of Epinephelus lanceolatus (giant grouper), 6116 nucleotides long. RefSeq names its product mRNA decay activator protein ZFP36L1-like. The record is from RefSeq and is a predicted model, not a curated record. Gene Ontology annotation, molecular function: mRNA binding; metal ion binding. NCBI's taxonomy places the organism in Eukaryota, Metazoa, Chordata, Actinopteri, Perciformes, Serranidae.
CAACUCCACAGCACGGCAGAGGCAGAGGGGGCUCUCCACGGGGCAGUAGAACCAUAAAACCGGGACUACCACUUUUAAUCGACAGCUCAUUCAGUCAUUUCUUCCAAAAAAAAUGACGGCGUCCAUUAUUUCUCCAUUCUUCGACUACAGAGAAGCGUCCAACAAGAACAGUAAGAUGUUCAACUACAGCAACAACAACAGUCUUGGUGGACCCCAGCUGACGUCUGUCCCAUGCCCCAGUGCCAACCUCUCCCCCUGCACCCCCGCUGGGUCCCUGCUGGACAGGAAGGCAGUGGGGGCCCCCUCUGCAGGAGGCCUGUUCCAACGCCGUCACUCAGUCAGCCUCCCCAGUGCAAAGUUCAGCCAGAACCAGUUUGUCAACAACCUUAAAAGGGAUCCCCCGGUGUUGGUGGGUAGCGGCUGCAGCAACAACAAGGAGAACCAUUUCCGUGAGCGCUCCUACUCUGAGCUGGGGGACAGGCUGUGGUCUAGCACUCAGGUGUGCAUGGGCGGAAGUGGCCAAGUCAACUCGAGCCGCUAUAAGACGGAGCUGUGCCGGCCCUUUGAGGAGAAUGGAACCUGUAAGUAUGGCGACAAGUGCCAGUUCGCCCACGGCAUGCACGAGCUGCGCAGCCUGAGCCGUCACCCAAAGUACAAGACGGAGCUGUGCCGCACCUUCCAUACCAUCGGCUUCUGCCCAUAUGGCCCCCGGUGCCACUUCAUCCACAAUGCAGAGGAGCGCCGCGGCCCCCCUCCCCUCUCCGCCUUCAACAAGAUGGAGCGCCCUCGGCUGCAGCACAGCUUCAGCUUUGCAGGCUUCCCUAGCUCCAGCGGCCAGCAGGACAGCCCCACCUCCGUCACACCCCCACCCAUGUUCUCCAACGAAGACCUGACAGAGUGGCAGAGCAACCCAUUUGCUUACUCCAGCCAGGAGCUUGCCAGCCUGUUUGGCCCCAGCUCAGGACCCCCACCCAUGUCUGAGCAUCAGGGUCUGACCCCACCUUCCCCAACUGCCCCCUGCCUUUUCCAACCUGCGUCAGAGAGCUCCCCCAGCCCCCCGGACUCUCUGUCUGACCAGGAGGGCUACCAGAGCAGCCUAGGCAGCCAGAGCGGGUCUGAGUCCCCGCUCCUGGAUCCCUCCCGUCGCCUUCCUAUUUUCAGCAGGCUCUCUGUCUCUGAUGAUUAAGGCGUCUGCAUCCCUGAGCUGAGAUGGGAGUAAAGGAAAGGGAGGGAGAGAGGAAGAUGGAGACCAUUCACCUCCCUAACUCCCCUUUCCUCCUCUCAGCCCUGUUUACAGAAGAAGCAGGCAGCUCUGUGGAUUGUUUUAUCCAGCGAGUCACAUCAGAAAUCCAGAUCAAGUCUCUUCCAAUAUUCUGAACAGUUGGUAAAGCAGAAUCUUAUUAGCUUAGCCCUGCACUGGUGCCAUGGUGGAAUGAAUGUGAAAAGUAGCUCAGAGAUCCCAUUAUAAAGUAGUUUAAUAUGGGCCGUAGGAGUGGAAGUGGGGUCAGUGUGUGUGUGUGUGUGUGUGUGUUCAGUACAGGGUGUCUCUGUGCUGUACAAUGUGUGUUGCAGUGUUGUGUAUCUUUACACAGCCAUUAUUAUUAUUAUUAUUAUUAUUAUUAUUAUUAUUAUUAUUAUUAUUAUUAUAAUAAUUCAGUGUUCAGCUCAGAUCAGCACCGCAAAAUCAACAAGAGGAAGUGGGAAAGAUUCUAAAAGUGCCUUGCCUAGCUUACACUAGUCACAAAUACUAGUCAUGCGAAGCCAACAGUAAUCAUGCCCAGUUUCCUUUUCCUUUGGCUUGUCACAUUGACAGAUUGCUUUCCUUCAGUCAGCCUGGAGUGCUGGUGCUAUGUGCCUUGUAAUAUAGAGCUGGUGGUCAGUUAUCAUUCUGUUUGCUUACCAGAGACUCACUUUUUAAAAACAGCCAGCAUUGGGAUGAAUCUUUUAAUGGGAUUCAAAAUGAUUUCUGGAGUUGGAGGUUGAGUUAAAGGGUCAUUUCACACAAAUUACCAGAAAAUGGAUUCUCUCAUUUAUCAUUAGUGGCAUACCUGUACAGACCAAAUCACCAUGUUUGUUUACAAUAACUUCUGGGUAGCAAACCCCUGUGUCAAGUACGUAAAAGCAAACAGCGCUGAGCAAACGGUAACUCGGGUUAGUUUUUAGCCACCUAAAGAGAGCCUGCCAAAAGAUGUUGUCAGUUUCAGUGCACGCUGUAUUUAGAAAAUUUUCACAGCUUUACCUUGCCAUCAGACUCCAUAGACAAAAACAUGUCGUUUUACUUUGCAGAACACAAGAGUUGCUGGUCUAAUGCUACCUUGACUGCUUAGUGUGUAGUAAAGAGUUGAAACAAUUUUAAGUAAAGUGCACACUUAAACUAAUACUCAUCUUUUUUUUUUUUAGGUGGCUAAGACACAAUUUUCUCCAGCCCCCAUCCACAGCAGUACAUUGCUCAGCCUAGCAAAGCAAAAAAAAAAGUCAGAUAGUUCGGACCACCGUGUUUAACUAUGUAUGUUUAAACGUUACAGUUAUGGCCAAAAUUGACAAUAGAAAUAAACAAGUUUCCAGUUUUCACAUAUGUCAGCAAUUCAGAUUGAUAGUUGUCGUUGUUGUUAGUGUGAAGUCAUAGUGAUUUGGUCUCUGGCUGUGCAGGUAGUGUUGAUUAUUUGUUUGGAGAUUUCUGUCUCCAUCCUAGUACAUUGGAGAUGUGUGAACUGUGCUCACAGUAUUAAAGAGUUCCAUUUACAUUAAUUUAAAGAGCAACAUCUUUCCCAGCGCGGUCUCCGUGUUAUUCUAUUGUCCACAAAAGUCACUGGAGACAGUUUUCACCCAGACUGUUCCUUUUGUGCGAAGUCGUUCCAAUAACAGCUAUUCCCACUGAGCUCUCUGGAGUAACAGAGUAAUGAUUUGAUCACACCCACGUGAAGUGGAUUUUCGCCUCGCGUUGCUCACCCCAGUGUGGACGCUGGAAUGUUUUUUGGUGUAUUUUGCAACAAUAUUUACUAUUAAUCGCUGCGCUAACAGUUGUGCUAACUAACUGGGGAAGGCAGCUAAAUGCUAGGUAGUUUCUUAGUUAAGUACAACCGAUAGCUGGAAUCAAGUGAUGUUAGCACGGUAAACAAGGAGGCUCAGGGCCCUGAACCAGCAUGAACCAAGAUGAUAACACUCUUAAUUGUUUUUCAUAUUGUCAUGGCAGCAAAUUACUGCUUUACUUCUUCUGUUUACUUUGCACAGUAGCAAACCGCCUUAAAUCACUAGAAGUGUUAUUCUGAGAGUCAGCUCAACAAAAUAGCUUACACUAGUCACAAAUACAUAUUUUCAAAUCUUAGCAUAUAACAUUACAUCUUUGCUCACUAAUCUCUGAGCCCUGUCCCUUUUUGUUCUGUGUCUGUACAGUAUAAACGUUCAGUGGCAGAGCUCCUGUGCUUGCAGACGGCAACAAUACAUUUGUCCUCCAUUUCUGAUUCUCUGUAACGUCAGGUGAAUCUCAACUAGACUUCAGUGCUAAUAGGUUUUUACAACACAGCGUCCCACAGAUUUCUCACUCAAGUCAAAAAUUUCAACUCGUGUGAAUAGUGCAAAUUUUCCAUGUUUGCAAUCACUUUGUAAUCUGGCUGUUGAAAUUACUUGCUUCAUGUUUCAGUGUGAACACACCUUAACAGAGACUCUACACCGUAGGGGUUUAACUGUUAAAAUAAUUUCUUUGCCAACAAUUUAAUAAGGAGAGAAGUAUUUGUUUUGUUUUUUAAGAUUUGGGUGAACUGACCCUUGAACAGACUGCCAGCAGACAGCAUUUACAGCAGGUGGCAGGCUCCUCGUGUUAACUGGUCACGUUUGUCUUAAGAAUUCAAACUCUGCUAAAAUGUUUUGAUCGUUUGAUCAUGUUGGUCAGCAGCUGAGCCUGUCCAGCCCCCCAUAUAUCAGUUCUCUCAGUCAGCUGUCUGAAAUCAAACGCGCUCCUGUUAAUUCCACCAUGUUCAUUAUUAUCAUUAUCAUUAUUAUUAUUAUUAUUAUUAUUAUGUUAUUAUUAUUAUUAGUAUUAUUAUUAUUAUUGUCUAGUUUUUUUCCCCCCCAAAGCCUUGUCAGUAAGGGCUUUGGCAGUCAUUGCUUAUUUAUCAAAAUGUAUUUAUUGCUGAUCUUAAGCAUUUUUAUUUUGUAUUUAUCUCGUUAAUGAAACAAUAGAAUAUAUAUUUUUCCUUUAUGUGAAAUUAUGAUCUUCCGUAUUAAUCGCAAGAUUGUGAAGACCUGUUUGUGUUAUUAUUAUUUUUUUUCCACAGUUAAUAUAUUACACUGCAAUGACAUGUUUUGUAACAUUUGAUUUAUUUUGAAAUCUUAAUUUAAAACACAAAGGUUUAUUUAUUGUCCUCCCAUGUGUUGGAUUGCAGGUCGAGCUUCUCUGUCGCAGUCUGAAGGCACAAAUGCACUGGAGGCAUCAGAGUUGAUGCCCCUGUGCAUGUUAGAGACAAAUUGUCGUUUGGGGGGGGGGGGGGGGGUGUUAGGUUCAAAUGAUGUUAAAAGCUAAUACAGUAUUAGCAAACUAAUCAGGUAACUAAGCUAGUGGCAUAUAGUUGUUAAGGGUGUGGAUAAAGUGUGAAUACACUCAGGGUGCAGGUGGUGCUGGGUUAACAGGGUUCUGUAUGCGGCUGUUGGGUGUUGGCGGCUCCAGAGAUGAUAGCCGGUGUGUCUGUUUCUGAAGCUAUUUCUUUCUUUCUACACAUUGUUUCCGUUUUUGCCAGAGCAGCUGAUGCCUAAAGUGUGAAAUUCACAAUGAAUGUAUAUAAACCCCAAGUUUAAUUGACAAGUGAAAUUAGAUCCGUUUUAUAUUUGCAAAAUAUUUUUUAAAAUUUGCAAAUCUUUGUAUUUGUAGAAGGUGUUUUAUAUUUACAGAUUACACAUUAACACACAAACUGUUGAUCUGUUAACACAAAUAGUUGUGACACAAACUCUUUUUCCGAACCUUUCAACCAUGUUUGGAUUGCACUAAAAUGUUUGGAGAAAAUAUGUUUGUAUUUCUCAGAUACAUAAAACAAUACAUUUAGUGGUUUUAGACCUCCAUCUUGUGUCAUUCUAGAACCAUCUGCAAAAAUAAUAUUGCACAGCACAAUUAGGGCUGGGCGUUAUCGAGAAAAUCAAGUAUCACAAUAACUUUGACCAAAUACGUUGAUAAUAAUAUUAUGAUGAUAUUGUAGGGUUAACUACUGGUGCUUUCACAAAAUAUGUACUCAGAUAUUUUUUUUGUUUUUCAUAAAUAAUCAUCAGUAAUGUGGAUAUGAUGACUAAUUGGGUGAAGACAAAUAAUAGAACAGCUACAACAGUUGGGCAAGUUCUGAAAAUGACAUCACUUUACUGUAAUGCAGCCUUUAAAAACAGGAAAAGACAACACAACACAUAUCCAAAGUCUACAAGCAUAUCGAGUCUCAUAUCACCAUGUUGAUAUAUUGCCCAGCCCUGAGCACAAUAUUCAAAUGUGACUAUUAAUACUUACCUAUUGAAUUUGUUUGAAUGCUGGAACCCUGUUUACAGCUCCCACCUGCAUCUUGCUAAAUGUUAAAUUUCCAGACUGAAGUGCCACACAGUAACCAGAGCUUCCACUGUGUUCAGGGCUCAUCCCUGCUGCAGUUCUGGGCAGCAUCUUUAUUCUCUCAAAUAUAAACUGGCUCUGGAACAGUCCCAUCAGUGUCCUCUAUUAGGAUGAUUUGAUUAUUAGUAUCACUGAAUCAGUUUAACCCUGUGACUAAAGCAUUUAAAGCUCUUAUUUUGACAAGGUGAUGGAAGCAUGCCUGUCCCAUGGUAUCACGCACAGACUUAUUAGCACUUUGAGUCAUCAUGAUGGUGAUGAUGAUGUAAAGGUUAUUUUUUAACCACUUUUGCCCAUGAAAGUGCCUAUAAAUACAUUCCAGGUGUCCCACAUGUUGUGCCUUCAUAUUUUUCUAUAAGAGAGCAGAUAAAAGCCUUAAAUGUAUUCCUGUAGGUUAGAGGUUAACAGGAUUGACACAUGAGAAGCAACUGUUGAAUGUAUUCUCCAGCAGCUGUUGCUGUUACUACAGUGGUUUUGUUCAUGGUUUAUUUUGUAAUGACAGAUUGCAGUUAAAACCAAUAAAACAUGUAUUUAUAUUGAA